GGGGGGGGGGGGGGCGGCUAACAAUAGUUGGCUUUUGUGAGACGGUGCGGGUCGGCUAGGCUUGACCGCUCACAGUAAAAGCGCUGCGCGCGCAAGGCCCGCCACACUGUAUCGGAUGCCCAUCGAUGCACACAAAGACUCGUCUUGGACCAUUCGUCACUCAACAAUUCGUGAAUUUUUCGGAAAGAUUUAGCACCUAGUCGCCAGGGCUAGAAGGUAUUAACGGUGUCCCAGGCCCAUAAUUGCCUGUGGACGCGCAGCCACCCAAAACGCUGCCAGUUGCGACAACGGCAUCAGUCGUCUGGCUGCUAUUCAUCAGUCCUUUGGUUCACGUCUCGCGCUGCCUCUGCCUGCGCACCGCCGCUGUUCUCUUUAGUAUACGCGCGUACCAAAAUGACAUAGUCUCAAGAGUCCCGACUAUGAAGACCUGCGUUUCCUCUCUCUCCAGGGCGUUGGCGUUUAAACGGAAGAUGUCGAAAAAUACCGGCUGGGGUGGUACUAACCUGUUCACUUGGACGACAUGUACGACGGCGGACAGUAAAAGAUUUUGCACAGACUCGGUGCUGGCGGGUUCUCCACGGUUUGGCUUACGCGAGACGGACAUGAGAAGAAGACCAAAUGGUCACCAUCUAUGUCUAGUUCUACCCGUUCUUGGCCCGUCCGCGUCUGACCUAUGUUAUGGGUUCACUAUUCGACUUAGACCUUGGCUCACCCGGAAGGCUGGCCAUGAAGCCACGAAAGCCGUCGCUGAUCUCCACUCCCAAGGCCUGUGCCAUGGAGACGUGACAACUAGCAACAUUUUCUUUGGCUUGUCGGGUUUCGACAGUUUGGAUGAAGCCGACAUCUACAACUUGUUCGAGCCGCCUGUGACGGGAGAGCUUGAGACCGAGGCCGGCGAUAUACCUGGCCCAGAAGCGCCGCGAAAUUCUAUUACCGACCAGAUCAAACUCGUCGACUUCGACCAGUGUUUCCUGGCUUCUUCGCCGCCCCAGAAAAUGCUGGGCACGCCACUUGAGUUUCUGGCACCCGAGUUUGCAGCUGGCUUACCGGCUAGUCCAGCAAGCGAUCUAAUGAAGUAUAUCGUUCAGACCCUGGGGGACAUGCCCCAAGACUGGGAGGAAAUCCUUUGGGACGACGAUGGACAGCCGACAAAGGAUUCUAGUAAAGGAGAGUCGCUUGAGAAGUUGGAGGGCAAGCGACCUCUGAAGAAUCUGGUUUAUCAGAUAUGGGAUGAGCCCGAUGGCCGUGUCGUCCAGACUGGCACGCCUAGGGGGAAGAACGGGGACUGCGACAAGUACGAGGAGGAAAGAAGGAAACCGUUUCCCCCUUGUUUCUCGGACAUGGUGUGGAAGCCUACGGCUGUGCAGGUGAAUAAUGUCUACCUAAAGGGCUUUAAUAGGGAAUGGAAGCCGUUGUUGGAGGCAAUGCCCAAGAUCCCAGAGCAUGAAGCCGACCUGCUCUUCGACCUCUUGUCAAAGAUCUUUGUCUACGAUCCGGAAAAACGGCCCACUGCACAGGAGGUGCUCAGUCACCCGUGGUUCCAUAUUGACGGGCGUUGA
Molecule: messenger RNA, 1559 nt
Organism: Lasiosphaeria miniovina
Lineage: Eukaryota; Fungi; Ascomycota; Sordariomycetes; Sordariales; Lasiosphaeriaceae
Product: kinase-like domain-containing protein
Exons: 5
Coding region: 420-1559 (379 amino acids)
Biological process (GO): protein phosphorylation
Cellular component (GO): nucleus
Molecular function (GO): ATP binding; protein serine/threonine kinase activity
Source: RefSeq, a predicted model, not a curated record